AUGGAGGUCGAGUUUCCCGCGGCCGUGUCCGGCAACAUGACGGCUAUUCUCAAGCUCUUCGAUCCCCGACACCCCCCGACGUUUCCCAUGGGACAGAGAGGGCUUCUUCGACCCCAUGGACCCCAUGACCAAUUGGCAUGGGAAGAUUUUGUACGAAAGGACAAACUAAGGCCGUUCCUCGACGAAAUUACGGCAGUAGAGAAACAAGGCCUGUGGUCCGCAUGGUAUGAGCUAGGCGACGAAGAACCGCAAUCACACGAGGCAUUGGGUAGAUACGAAGCAGGCCUGUAUCGCACAACAUUGGAGGAGUUCGACAGCGAGACAAGGGCGUAUGGACGGUUCAGGGAUCUGCAAGGGAAAUGCAUUCCAAGGCUUUAUGCCCACGUUUUCAUCCAGGCGCAAACGGCUGAUCCAGCCCUGGCUGGACGACCCGAGUUCAGCAUCUUCGGUAUUUUCAUGGAAUCCAUCCGAGGCUUCAUCCUAGAAAAACUCCCAGAUCUUCCCGCCUCCGACGCUCCGCCCAAGGAGCUCUGGAAGACGAUUGUUCAAGAUGCUGUCUACGCAGCAAACGAGAUCAAUAAGCGAGGUGUGGUCAUGCUUGACUGUAGAGCUGGCAACGCCUUGGUAGAACACGACACGCAUCGUGUUGUGAUUCACGAUUUGCCCAGUGCCAAUUCCGCGACGAGGUAG
Podospora anserina S mat+ is the source of this 690-nucleotide messenger RNA. RefSeq lists its product as uncharacterized. The transcript has a single exon. Bases 1 to 690 code for a protein of 229 amino acids. NCBI's taxonomy places the organism in Eukaryota, Fungi, Ascomycota, Sordariomycetes, Sordariales, Podosporaceae. The record is from RefSeq and is a predicted model, not a curated record.